This is a messenger RNA of Zingiber officinale, 1264 nucleotides long. RefSeq names its product protein CONTINUOUS VASCULAR RING 1-like. The record is from RefSeq and is a predicted model, not a curated record. The transcript is spliced from 7 exons. The coding region runs from base 313 to 1095 and encodes 260 amino acids. NCBI's taxonomy places the organism in Eukaryota, Viridiplantae, Streptophyta, Magnoliopsida, Zingiberales, Zingiberaceae. Gene Ontology annotation, cellular component: Golgi apparatus.
GGGUGGGUGCGUUGUAGACCUUUGCCACAUCACCCGCAGGUAUUUCACAGGUAACCAUUAAUAUAGAAAGUUUUCGAUAUUUACAUCUUGAUUUCGUUAGAUCAGGACCGUCCAAUUCCCACUUCAUGCCCUCGCCGUCCUCGUCCUCACCGCCUCGACGCUUCGCCAUCGUCUCCUCCCUCUUCGACUCCCCCGCGGCCCCGCCUCUCUGCUUCACCUGCGCCAUCGCGUCCCGAAAUCACGAGGCGAAGCGUCUUCCAAUUGCCUUCUCUCUGCCGGAGAGCACGAGGAGGAGAUCGUGUCGAGCAGCGCAUGGGCGAGGAGGGGUCGCCGAGCUCGAUGGGGAGCCUGGAGAGAGAUCGGGAGCUUCUUAUUCCCGUAUCCAUGGAACUCCACGGUUCCACCAAUGCUUCUUCCUCUUCCUCUCAUCACCAUUCCGGUAGAGAGGCUUUUUAUAAAGUCAUCCGUAGUUGGGCUUCGAAGAAGUUUAUGACAGGAUGUGUCAUUCUCUUUCCUAUUGCAAUGACGUUCUAUAUCACUUGGUGGUUUUUCCAUUUUGUGGAUGGAUUUUUUUCUCCAGUCUAUGCUCAACUUGGGAUAAACAUAUUCGGGCUUGGUUUUGCUACUUCCAUAACGUUUAUCUUUUUGGUUGGAGUUUUCAUGUCAUCAUGGUUGGGCGCAUCUGUCCUUGGCCUUGGUGAAUGGUUUAUUAAGCGCAUGCCAUUUGUUCGUCAUAUUUACAAUGCUUCUAAGCAAAUAAGUUCUGCUGUCUCACCAGACCAGAAUAAACAAGCCUUCAAGGAAGUCGUGAUUAUUAGGCACCCUCGGUUAGGUGAAUAUGCAUUUGGAUUUAUCACAUCUGCGGUUUCCCUACAGCAUACUUAUUCUGUUGAGGAGGAACUCUACUGUGUUUAUGUUCCAACCAACCAUCUCUACGUUGGCGAUAUUUUUCUAGUCAGCUCGAAAGAUAUUAUUAGACCGAACCUUUCUGUCCGUGAAGGAAUUGAGAUUGUUGUUUCUACUGGCAUGUCGAUGCCGCAAAUUCUCACUACACUUGAUCCGCACAUGGUACCAGUUGAUAGAACUAAGAUCUAACCUGAGUUUCUAGUGGCUGAUGACUAUUUCCCACACUACACGACUGGCUUUCCACCUCGACAUUUUGCAUACAAAAGCAUGUUUCUUUUUCUAGUUUAACUCGAUCUGUAGAUAAGACACAAGGAUUUUGGUAGAUGCUAUUGCUUAUGUUCUUUUGAACCUUGAAAAA